Lachnellula hyalina is the source of this 1947-nucleotide messenger RNA. It is a transcript of the gene Tbl1xr1, whose product is annotated as F-box-like/WD repeat-containing protein. NCBI's taxonomy places the organism in Eukaryota, Fungi, Ascomycota, Leotiomycetes, Helotiales, Lachnaceae. The record is from RefSeq and is a predicted model, not a curated record. Gene Ontology annotation, biological process: regulation of transcription by RNA polymerase II. The transcript has 6 exons. Gene Ontology annotation, cellular component: Set3 complex. Gene Ontology annotation, molecular function: transcription corepressor activity; protein binding. The coding region runs from base 1 to 1947 and encodes 648 amino acids.
AUGACCAAGGAGACGCUUGAUUCGGACAGGGUCAACUACAUGAUCUGGAGAUACCUCAUAGAAUCAGGUUACGAAGAGUCUGCCGUUCGGCUCCAAAAGGAGUGGAACCAUCCAGAUCCGCAGCAACUCUCAUGUGCGCCCCAUGUACCGAAUCAUGCACUAGUGGUCCUGCUAAACAGAGGCCUCAUCUACAAUGUAAAUGCGAGAGAAAAUCCCCAGGUGAAUAUUGGAGAAUCUGAGACGGUGCCUGGAUUUUUCGGACCGUUGACGCCAACUUCCCCACCAGCUGAGGCUGCGGCUGCAGCUGCAACUGGCGAGGAAAACGAAAAUGCCCGAAAACGUGCAAUUGACCACGAGCAAGCGCAAAUCGGCAAUGGACCACCAACAAAACGCCCUCGUCACAGCAAUGGCGGCUACGAAAAUGGAAACGGAUUUGAUCCUACUGCCAUGGAUGUGGACGAGGAGCCGCAGCACGGUGACGAGAAUGCAUACCCGUCACCUGAGCAGCUGCCUUCGCCGGCCGUCGUCACGAUUGGCCCGGACCAAGGUACGCAAAUUGAGAAAGUGAGCGAGUUAUCAACAGAGACGAUGUUCCUCGAAUUGUCAAACGACCCGGCUUCUCGAAACGCCGUUUUAUUGCAAUGCGAGUGGAACCCGCGAGAUCCAAAGAUCUUGGCAGGUGCGGGUACCGAUGCGCUAGCGCGCAUGUGGACCCUGUCCCGUACGGCAGCCGGUCCAGACACAGAAACAGACCCUGAAAUCCAACGGAAACCUCUCUUCCAACCCCACCAUACUCUGUUGGAUGCAGACGCCCUCCCUUCAACACAGGUCACCGGCUUGUCCUGGUCGUCCGACGGUGAGGCUAUAGCCGUGGCAAGUGAACCGAUGGAGGAGGGCACUGCCAAGAUAGAAUUCUGGGAUCAGGAAGGCAAUGCCUUCGCCUCGUUCAAUACGUUCGAAUCCCCUGUUAUAUUUCUCCGCUGGAAUCCCUCGAACCAGUCCUGUCUCGCACUAAGCACCGAAAAUGAAGGGAAGGGUACAAUGAUCACUGUCAUGUACCCUGGGGAAAAUGAGUCAACCCGCCACUCCCUGCCGACCCAUUCGUUGCACGAGCAAGAACCCCUCGAUGCAGCAUGGACGGCCAACGAGGAGUUCGUCCUCUGUGGCGGUGAUUACCUGCAAACAUUUCAGAUUGUGGAGAGAGUAAUCUCUCCAGGGAGAAAGUAUGAGACCCGGGAAAGACAUGGCCUGUCGAAGAUCACGUAUGAUUGGCGAUCUCAGUUGCUUGCAACUGCUAGUGCUAAUGGCAUAAUUGAUAUAUGGGAUUACAAGGGCCAAUGUCAGUCGCUCACUGCACACCAAGGCCAGAUUACUGCUCUACUUUGGCAACCUAUUCCAGUUCCGGCAGCUCUUCGAGACGAUUCCGAGAGAUUGCUGGCCUCAGCUGGUGAGGAUGGAGCCAUAAGCAUAUGGAAUGCCCGUUCGAUGGAGACUAAGUGUCGAAGCUCGAUGACAAUGGGGUCUGCCGUGGCAUGUCUUGCAUUCUCUCCAGAUGGAGCAUUCAUCGCUGGUGGGACAUCAGAACGCAUAUUCAUCUGGAAGGUCGAUGAUCCAACUCUUCCACGGGCAACUUGGAUCGGAUGCGAUCAAUUGGGCUGGCGAACCCCACAGUCCCAGGACUCAGUUGCAGAAGAAACGCAAUACUGCUUGUCCUGGGAUAGCAACGGGCAGAAGCUGGCUUACGGCUUUAAUACCUCGGAGAUAUUUAAAGACGAACCUGAGCCAAGAUACGGCUCACAACCCACUUAUCAAAGUGGAGUCACGAUGGGAGGCAGCGUGGAGUGCCGACCUUUGUACGGAAUGAUUAGCGUUGCUGGUCUGUAUUGUAUGAAUGAAGAAAACCAAGGGCCAAGAGUCAAGAUGAAGGGCCAAGGCGACUGGCGGUAG